AUGUCGAUGGUGGAGCUCGACAAAUCUGCCAAACGUUUACUUUCCGGCAAAACGCCCUUCUUUGCUAGCACGUUUGACCCAAGAUUCUCGUUUUGCUUGUACAUACCUGCUGCACACAAAUUUAACGGCACUCGUCUUCCGUUGUUGGUUGCGGUUCACGGAACAAGACGCAAUGUAGGCGGAAUGAUCAACCAUCUGAAGACAUUCAGCGAAAAACAAGGCAUUGCAGUCCUCUGCCCAUUGUUUCCAGCUGGUAUCAUUGAACCAACGGACUUGCACAACUACAAGAACAUCAUCUAUCAUGACAUCCGCUUCGACCACAUCCUGUUGGCGAUGCUUGAGCAAGCUGCCGGCAUUUGGAGCAUCGAAACCGGUCGGUUUUUCCUCCAUGGCUUCAGCGGAGGUGGCCAGUUUGCGCAUCGAUUUCUCUAUUUGUACCCCUAUCGCUUGCUCGGCGUUUCCAUCGGCGCUCCAGGAUCAAUUACACUGCCAGUAACCGACCAUUUAUGGCCCAAGGGUGUCAGUAACAUUGACGAGUUGUUUGGGGUCGCGGUUGAUUGGGAAGCGAUUGUUAGAGUGCCGGUGCAGGUUAUAGUGGGUGAGAAGGAUACGGAAACUGAGAUGCUAUCGGGAGAUGGAGGUUCACGAGUGGCGCGCGCAAAGAAGUUGUUCGAAGAGUUGACGAGAAUUGGUUGUGUCAGGUGUGAGUUGGAAGUUGUCGAGAAUGUUGCCCACAAUGGUCUCCAAUGUCUUGCAAGCGUUGAGGGUUGGGUUAUAAAAAUAGGUUUCACCGCGUGA
This is a messenger RNA of Mycena indigotica, 798 nucleotides long. Its product is annotated as Peroxisomal-coenzyme A synthetase. The transcript has a single exon. The record is from RefSeq and is a predicted model, not a curated record. The coding region runs from base 1 to 798 and encodes 265 amino acids. NCBI's taxonomy places the organism in Eukaryota, Fungi, Basidiomycota, Agaricomycetes, Agaricales, Mycenaceae.